AUGGUGAAUUCUCGACUAUCAGCCUUGACACCUUCGACACAUACCAGAGUACUCGUCCUGAAAUUCAAAGCUGACUCGUUUGUGAACUCCAGCACCUCUAUUGCGGAAGUGGGUGGCAUCAAAGUGGUGGAUGCCAAUGGGACGUGCUUGAGUUGUGAUUCUUACACAGUUUGCUCUUCCCCUAAUCCGCCGGACGAGAAGGGGGCAUCGGGGAAUGUCACGGGCAGAGAAUGGGCGAGUGGCAAGAGUUGGAGGUGGAAGGUAUUGUCUUCUUCCGUUUUCGACUUCAUGCUCCAGACUCCGAUCUCCAAGCUCAAAGGUGAUGCGAGCUUUGGAGUUGUCAUCAACAGCGCUGUUGACUCUUCAGGCGAAAACUCAGAAGAACAACAAGGGCGACAAGUUACCAAUUGGGUGGUAACAAGUGUUUUGGGCACUCAAGAUACCUCGACUGGAAAAUGGCUUCGGUCAGCUUGGUCCAAGGUUGCUGUGAACCUCAAUGGAGAUUUUCGCUACGGGGUCAGUGGCUCGCAGGGUGCCAUUUUGACAAAGGAUCCUGAAGCUGGAAAGGACUGA
Molecule: messenger RNA, 573 nt
Organism: Durusdinium trenchii
Lineage: Eukaryota; Dinophyceae; Suessiales; Symbiodiniaceae
Source: the annotation of a GenBank genome assembly